UGGCGGCUACUUUCAAUAUGGCCACCUUGUCAAGUCACUGCAAUUCUUGCAGCGUUUACUCACGGACUGUUGUUGUCAAGAUUUAAUAUGCAAUUUGAAAUGUAUGUAUACGAUGGAGAGAAAGUCUUUGGGUAAAACUUGACUUCUAACACAAAUCGAUACUUUGAGACAUCUAGAUCUAGAUCUACCAAAAUGGGGGACGCACUGGAAUUGAAGCAGAUGUUGUUCACCAACCUACAGCUGCUGGGAUUUGAUUCUGGAGCCAUGGAAGCUUCCUAUUGUGUACCAUUUAAUAAAAACAUGUUUAAUCUUCCAAACAAGAAAGGAGCUGAAGUAGUGCUUUAUUUUCUUUUUAACAAACUCAAUCCAAUAAUGUGCAGAGAAGAAUUCAGAGACUGCUGGCCUGUACUGGAUAAACAACAAGAACAACAGUUCCGUAGAACUUGUCACAAUUGGCUGGUUAACAUUGCAAAGACAGAGCCAGAUACACAUUUGCCAAGAAUUGUUGCCUCCCAUUUUAUGUCACCAGGAGGAGACAAAUUCUACAAUCUGCUGUUUCACUUCUCAGGAUAUGUACUGAGGACAGUGAUACGGACAGAUAAUGGUGUGAAAGAAUUUGAGCAGCUGCGGUACCCUCAGUUAUCUACUCAGACUGCCUCUCUAGGUGAUGUGAUGGCCAAGAAUAUUCAAUGUGCUGUAGUUCGUCUCCGAAAGAAGUUCCUUGAGGAGUCACAGACUACACUAGUUUUGAACAGAGAAUGGAAGGACUAUGCUAAUGAGUUGGUAAAAGAUUAUCGGAAGUUGUCCAAGGAGGUGAGGGAAGGAGAGCACCUGGAACGUGUCGUAAAACAACGAGCUGCUGAGUCAGCGAUGGUGCGCGGCAGUCCUGUAAGGAGGAGGAGAUCAGACUGUUAUGACAAUGAAUUUGACCCACAAUCCACCAAACGGACUCAGAGAAUACAGCAAGUACGUGACAUGUGGAAGCAAGUUAAUGACUUCUGCGAACGUGAGGCAGCAGAAAGAGAGGUUAUAGAAUCCAUUGUGGAUCGAACCUUGAGUCAGCAUAAAAUUGAUGCUGCAACCAUCAAUAUAAAAGUACCAGACCUCCUUCUCAGAGAGUGUGAGCAGGAAAUCAGACGGAGGCAUGUAGACAACACAUUUCAUGGAGGAAAACUGAACCUGGUCAGUCUUCUACAGUUAUGGAACCUCUGUCUGCAUCUAUAUAUAGAAAGGUUACACCAAGUAGGUGUAGCUGACUUUACAGAAGAGAUAGGAUCAGUCACCAAACAGGUUCACAGUAACCAUGCUUACCUGACGAACACUAGGACUCUAAAGAAGGAACUGGCCGUCAACCUGCCCAAACUUAAAGAAUCUGUGGAGCACCUCCAGGACAGUUUGGAUAGUCGUAUUGUCCAGAACAGUACUCCACGCAGUGCAAGGUCAACAUCACUGGGCCUUGGAUUGAUGGAGCCAUCACCAUCAUUAUCCUUCACCCCGGGCCAGGCUGUAGGUGGGGAUACAUCCAUGCAGUCUGCUUUACGUCGCACACCCCGAAAUGAAAGUACACCUGAAGCUGCCAAUAAGUUGGCUGAAGGCAUAGCAAAGACCGUCAGACGAGGGCAGGGAAAGUUGUUUCAGGGCUCACCUGAAUAUGUCCCUCAAGUCAACAUUAGUUCUUCAAAUGCCAAAAAGAAAGUUACAGUGACCAAGGUUCCCAGAAAGGUCAGUAAGAUGCAGCAGAGUAAAGGUGCCAAAACCAGAAACCAAGCAGAACAGAGACAGUCCACGCCCACCAACAGUAAAUCCUACAGCACUGUUCGUCCCACUCGUACAGCAGGACAUGAGCACUCCUACCAGAGUGCCACAUCAUCCUCUCGGGAGCAGUCCCUCAGCAGUGGAGAUCGUACCCUGACUGGUAUCACCAGCUGUACAGGGGGCAGUCCUACCAUAGAUAAUACCUCCCCAAAACACCCCUCCCCCAGGACACCACCAACACAGGUUCAGAUGUCACCUGUCGCCCUCUCUCCUAGUGACGUCAUAGUUAACAGAAUGAUGGCUCCUAACUUCCUAGAUCAGUCUGAUGACGAGGAGUUAAUGGAUACAUACAUGAAAAAGUCUGGAGAAUUUGACGGUGUGUUGCCACCAGGUGUAGAACAGUCCCCAAAACCUGUGUUAUCUCAAUACCCCAGGGAGGCUAAUCUAUCACACCAGUCAUUGCACGACUCACCCAGGUCAGAGAGAGACAAGUUAUCAAGUUCCAAUAACUCUUCACACUCCCACAGCUCCAAGCAUUCAAAAACACAGUGCUCUCCAAAGUUACAAGUGUCCAAACAUUUAAAAGACUCUCCAAGGUCACUGAAUGUACAUUCAAGGUCCUACAACGAGUCCCCAAGGUCACAGACAUCCAAAUCACUUUUGGAUAGCUUAACAGGAAAAGGAUCCUCCCAUCACUCUUUUACCUCAACGCGAUCACAGGACUUGAACAGUUCACCAAGGUCAGAGGUAUCCCAUCAUUCCCAUCAGUCCUUACGAGAAAGUGUACAGUCCGUCAGUUCAAACUUGUCUCGCCCUUCAGGUUUACUGGAGCCAGGUGAACAAUCACCCAAUACCAGUAUUCAUUCUGGCUAUUCCGGCCAAAUGGACACCUCAAAGUCAAAAUUAGUGACUUCAGAGAAGCUCAAUAAAUCAGUUGAACUUGAUGGUUCAAGACGCACCCUUCAGAAUGAUUCUUCAUUUGAGCUUGAGCAGCCCGAGUUUUUGCCGUUGGACAAGAGUGACAGAGAAUCAGUGCAUUCAGGACUUCCAACACCUCAGUACCAUUCAGACCACUCACUACCAAUCAGUAAUGGACCUGAAACAUCCUUUAAACUCGAUCUGGGGUCUCCAGAGGCAGAUGACUUGAAUCAGUCAGAUAAUUCAUGUCCAACAUCAGCUAGAGCUUUAAUGAAGUCCCGCAUGGAAGUGUCUGACAUCUUACCGGAGGCUGACCAGCCAGAACCGGAUCCCAUGAUGAUGAUGGUGGCCAGUCCGUUGUCUAAAGAGGUCAGGGACAUGUGGAAGGAGGCAAUUAAAGAAACGGAUUCCCCAAGGUCUAAAUUAGGGACACGGACCAAUCUUUCCUUCACAGAGGAGACUGAUACAGGACCUAAGAUUGACCUGGGAGGAGGAGGAGAUGGCACCUUCCUUACGUUUGAAGGUUUAGGAGAAAUAGAUGGAGAACAACUAGAUGACAUCCAACUUCCAAACAUGUCUAUGGAGGAGAUCACAGAUGGGAUGCAGGGUCUGUUUGACGACCAAUGGAGGUCACCUAAACUGGACCUCAUCACAGGAGUCACAAGUCUGGACAGUGUACAUACUGGAAGCCUCGGUGAUAAAGUACAUACCAAGCCCAACUUUCCUCUCACAGAUGUAAAAGAAGACAAUGACAUCCUCAUAUCUCUCACCCCUCAUCGACCAGUGAUAGACAACUCUCUGCAUCUACAGACCAGCCCCUGGCUAGCUCAAGUGGACAAGGCGGCCACUGGACAGUGGUCAGGAGGUAUUGAUGAUGAUGUUGGUGCCGAGGAUGGCAUUUUGUUACUAGAAGGACAAGAAUUAGAACUAGUGGACGAUUUAGAUGAUUCUUUUGUUCCACUAAAAGGAGGGUUCCAAUUUGAAGGAGGAACUCCAGGAAAAUCUCCAGCAGCUAUAUCAAGGACUUCUGUUCCGACCGCCUCUAGUGUAUCGGCCAGCAAUUCUGUACCACAUUCAUUCAACAUGCCUAUCAGUGGAGGGUCAUUGGACAGUGAAAAUCUUACUGCCUGGCUUCAAAAACUCAAGCAAACUACAGCUAACAUUCUAGGAGAUUCAUAAUGAUAAUAUGAUUUAAUAUGCUGUACUAUAAUCUGACAGCUGUCUAAACUGUUACUGUGGAAUCCAACAGACUGCUGUUUUUAUUGCACACAGGGUGUUAGAUUACACAGCAUCUAUUAUAUAGAGCCACAUAAAACAUGAUUUCUCAUAGUGUCACCGUUAAUUCAUCAUUAUUUUUUUUCUGUAGAUUGUCUAGUACCCAAAAAUCUAAAGAUGUUUAAACUUUCUGUGAUGGUUAUCAUUGUGAAUGUCAAGGUCAGUGUUUCUAAAAUAGGACAGGCUCAUAGGACCUGAGAAGUAAUGGGGAUGUAUCAUUUUAGAAAUGAAAUAGGACCCUUGCUUGACCUAUCAGAAGUUCUUUUGUUUUUCUUUUUUUUUUAUGAAAGAUGUGAAGAUGUUUGUUAUUACGGAAUGUCCAAAUGCUUUUUAAAAAGUUAUUAGUCACAGUGCUGUCCAUUUCAUCUGUUUAACAAUUGUAUUACACAGGUCCAUAAAGCAAACCUUAUGUUUUAUGAUAGCAUUAUUAUUUGUAUCAUUAUACAUAACAAUCAUGCAGCAUUAACCUGUAUUUGGAGGAGUUUUAAACAAUCAACUCUACAAUUCAGAACAAAGACCUGAGAUUCUUUAUUUCAAAUUGUGCCCUUCUGUAUGUAUUCAUUAUUUCAUUUAUGAAAAAUUUCUCAACUAAUUAUAUAUUGUGGGUGAAAUGUACCAUAAUCAAAUUGUUUAACCCUGAAAAACAAGAUAUGAUAUAUAAUUUAUGCCCAUGCAGCUAUUUAUUCAGUUACUCUCUUAGUGUUCAUGUUUGUAAAAACUGUACAUGUAGCAUCACUACCAUCAUAGGAAUUACAGCACAUAAUCCAUAACAACUUAAAAAGACUGGCUUUGCUCUAUUUCUUACGUUAGAUUAUACAAUGUAUGCAUUAUUUUAACACAUGAUGUAUUGAAAUAUUCAGACUAUCAUAACAAUUUAAGAAGACUGCAGGCUCUGCUCCAUUUCACGAUGAUGACUUACAGACGAUGUUCUGCAUUCUUUGAUACUCCUGGUAUCCUGCUCUGAAGCCUCUGCCAAUGUCAUCAGAUGGUAUCCUGUCCCAUUUAGAUGUUUCGACCCUAAACCACAACAUCCUCCAACUGGUGGGUCAGCAGUGUUGGCUGAUCAAACCACUAAUUGUCUGUGUUAGCUUCCGCAUUGUCUUGUUGUUGCCAUAGCCAGCACGUUGCACUUUUGAAAGCUCCAUCAAACGUUUAAUGUCUGCACUGAAACACUGAUAUGCUCAUAAAACCCUCUCCUUACAAUGAACACUGUAUGCAUAAUCUCAAUACGCAUACAUGUGAUAUUUGUGUAUUUGAUAAUAGACUUUCCUUCCUGUUUGUUUAUAUUAGCUGUUAAAAUAGUCAUUUGUCGCCUAUGCAUUCCACUGCUAGUGAGUAAACAAUGAAAUUUCAACCAGAGAAAAAAGAUUAAAUGAAAUUAAACAAUAUAUUUGAUUAGAUAUAUGCUCUGUACACAAAGACCAGGCUUAUUGGUGGGAAAAUUCCAAAGAAAACAUUACUUUCAUAGAGCAUGGGUAUAUAAAUAACCAGUAAUCUGUAAUACGUUUUUACUUUACAAUUCGUUAUAUUUAAUAUUUUAUUGAUAUUACUUAGAAGUAAUGUUCAUCUUUUGCUACCAGAUGUAUUCUUGUUCAGAUAGCUACUUGGUAGUAAUGAUUUAUAACAAACUUUUAUAUUAGCAACGAAUUUAUAAUAUGUGUAAUUAAUAUUACAUAGGGAAAGUAAAACUAGACACAAUGUUGCGGGUAUUAAUCUCAAGUAAAAUAUUUUUUGAGUUUUCUAUUGCACUUAAUAAUGGUCACAAUAUAGGAUAUAGUCUUAAUUCGAGAGUUAGCAUUUAUUGGUAUUUCUACUGAUCUACAAUACAAGUAGUUUGACUUAUAAUCAUAAAUAGUUAUAUUUCUUGGAUUAUACAGCAGAAAGAUCCAUUCUGCCAUGUCUUGAAUAUUCUACGCAUUUAACAUAUCUUAUACAGGACCAGCCUUCAGAUCAGGCUGUCAACAUAUAACAGUCUCAGAAUUAUCCACUUUUGGAAUUUCCUCUUUAGAUCCAGGUUUAGUCCUCUUUUUUUUCUUUGUUUUUCCCUUAAAUCCCUGGAAUGAAUAUGUUUCAAUUACACAUCAACUUUUAUAUUCAAACUUACUCUAGUUGACAGAAAGGCCAAAUCACAGAACUUCAAUGAAAUUUCCUUAGUAUUUAUAUGACUUCUUUUUUUAAAAAUCACCAUGUCAUAAAAUGCUUUUAAGUUAUUGGUUGUUAUUUUAUUGUUUUUAUACCCUAGGGUAGAAUCCAAAUUGUUACGUGAUAAUCAGUUCGAUUACAAGUUACAAAUAAUUGUAUAUAGCACUCUAGCUGCCUUGAAAAUCAUACGAAAUAUUUGAAUAUGUUUUAGCCAUUCUGCCAGUGUCAUUGUGGAUGAAGUGCAUUCAUCAAGCCAUGAAAAAUCUGCAUACUUUUAGGCAUUAAAAUAUUAAAACUUG
This is a messenger RNA of Pecten maximus, 6389 nucleotides long. RefSeq lists its product as uncharacterized. Gene Ontology annotation, cellular component: mitotic spindle microtubule; HAUS complex. Gene Ontology annotation, biological process: spindle assembly. The record is from RefSeq and is a predicted model, not a curated record. The transcript is spliced from 18 exons. NCBI's taxonomy places the organism in Eukaryota, Metazoa, Mollusca, Bivalvia, Pectinida, Pectinidae. The coding region runs from base 193 to 3852 and encodes 1219 amino acids. Gene Ontology annotation, molecular function: microtubule binding.